UUCUCUCCGCCAGUCGAACCACACGUGUUUAUCAAACGACACAAACUUGACAGUUGACCAUCUAGUUGGACGUGAAAAUGGUAUUUUUUGUUUGCAAUGGUUGUGGCACCUCUGUGAAAAAGAACCAAGUGGAAAAACAUCAGUAUCAAUGCAGGAAGUCUCAGCAUCUGUCAUGUGUAGAUUGUUCCAAAGAUUUUGUAGGGCAGGAAUAUAAGGCUCAUAUCAAAUGUGUGUCAGAAGAAGAGAAAUAUUCUGGGAAAGACUAUGUAGCUAAACCCAACCAAAACAAAAAUGAGAAAAAACAAACUGAAUGGGUGGCAAUGGUUCAGAAUCUUGUUGAAAAGGUAGGGAACACAAAUGAUGAACUGAGCAGUGCUCUUCAGCGAAUUAGUCAACAUGAAAACAUCCCAAGGAAAAAGCCCAAAUUCAUGAAUUUCUUGAAAAAUGUAUUUGGCAAUCGCAUGCCUCCGACAAGGAUAACUGAACAAUUGUGGGAUUUGAUAUCUAAAGGGCUUGAAGAGCUACGAGUUAGCAAAGCACCCAAUGUAAACAAUAGCAGUACGAAAUUGGAAGAAAAAACCACCGACGAAGAAAAUGGAAUCAAGAGAAAACAUGAUAUUGAAAAUAAAAUUCCCGUCAAUGGCAACAAAAAAAGAAAAACGGAACCUGUCGAUUGCCAGAACGAAAACGUUUGCAGUCAAGCGAAUGAUACUAUUAACUCUACUGGAAGAGUCGAUUUACCAGCGAAAGUCAAAUGGUGCACAAUAGGCAAAAUUAUUUUACGUGCUCAGGAUGACAAAGAGUUACCUUUGAAAAAAUUUCAAAAAAAAAUCAUUGGAGAAUAUUUAAACCGAAUGGGAGAUUCUCUUUGUGCUGAUGAAACAGUUGAGGUUUUGUGGUCCAAGUGCCAGAAGAAAUUGUCCAAAAAUCCUAAAUUCAAGAUCCACAAAGAAAAAAUCAAGCUUGUCUCAUGAUGCCACUCUGUCUCUGUGCAAUGACGAGAUUGAUAAUCAAAUUAAACGAUCUAUGUAAUUGUUA
Messenger RNA from Daphnia carinata, 1038 nucleotides. RefSeq names its product cell growth-regulating nucleolar protein-like. Gene Ontology annotation, molecular function: DNA binding. The transcript has 5 exons. Gene Ontology annotation, biological process: negative regulation of transcription by RNA polymerase II; rRNA processing. The record is from RefSeq and is a predicted model, not a curated record. NCBI's taxonomy places the organism in Eukaryota, Metazoa, Arthropoda, Branchiopoda, Diplostraca, Daphniidae. Gene Ontology annotation, cellular component: nucleolus. Bases 78 to 974 code for a protein of 298 amino acids.